CUCGAUGACGACAGCCUGAGGCAGCGGAUCCUUGUUCGCAAGACCAAGACAUGGACCGGCCGCGUCGCAGAGACCUGGGAAUUCCUGCCUGAAUACCCAGCGCAACUGCUACUGCCGCCGCUACAGCCCGAGCCUGCCGUACUGCAACAGCAACUGCCGGAUCAGCAGCAGCAGCAGACGCAGGCCCGAUCGCCACAACCUGGAGAAAGUUACCUCGCUCCUCCGCUGCCGCCGCGGGAGGCGGCAAUGGCAUCUCUACCUCCCGUGUCGCCGCAGUACAUGCAUUACCACCGGCAGCAAAUGCGGGCGGCGGCGGCUGCCGCUAGGUCUCCUC
Messenger RNA from Astrephomene gubernaculifera, 334 nucleotides. Lineage: Eukaryota; Viridiplantae; Chlorophyta; Chlorophyceae; Chlamydomonadales; Astrephomenaceae. The record is from the annotation of a GenBank genome assembly.